This is a messenger RNA of Cladocopium goreaui, 2460 nucleotides long. Lineage: Eukaryota; Dinophyceae; Suessiales; Symbiodiniaceae. The record is from the annotation of a GenBank genome assembly.
AUGGGCUGCAGCUGCAGCAAAAACGAUGCGUUGGAGCCGCGCCGUCCGCUGCCAACAUUGUUGGUGGCUGUGCCGAAACACAGCGAACCAUCAGACCGCAAAGGAGAGAAGGAUGUUACGAAGGCUCAGAAGGCAGAGAGGGCUGUUGAAGUCUCGUGCCAUGCCUCUGCAGGUGCGAAGUGGCAUUUGGAGCUGCUGGCUGUGAGCGCCGAACUGAAAGAAAAGCUGCAAGAUCCUCAGUUCGUGGCGACCCGCUGCGACUUGGAUGGCUCUGGCGAUCUCGAUGCACACGAGCUGAAGCAGGCGGCCAAGGUCUAUGGCAUCUCGCAGAGUGGCAGCUCCGAAAACCACGGCAUCAAUCCUCGUCUCAUGGCUGGGCAACGCGUCAGCAAGGAAAGCUUCGCUGAAAUGGUGGCCUCUCAAGGAAGCACCAAGCUGAUCAGAGCAGUCCCGCACUCCUUGCGUGGAAUGGCAUUGGGCCAGCUUCAACAUCUUGAAGCCUUGUUCGUCAGAACCGGAUGGCUCUCUGCACGAUGUGAAUCCUUCAACGCAGAGAAUGCCCAUGCCAUUGCCAAUCGCACGAAGUUCAGACAAGAUACCAAUCUUUAUGCCUUGGACACUUUUGUGGUGACUCCAAUGUCGAAGCCAGGCAUGUGCGGAGCCCGUGAACAUGAUGAGCAGCAGACCAUUGCCGAAGCACGCGGAAUUUCAUCCUUUUCACAACUGGUGAAUCCAUUCGGCCUGUUUGUUCACUGCUUUGUCUCCCAUUUUUGGGGACACAACUGGACCAGCACUGUCACGGCUCUUGAAUUGUGGGCAGGUGCGAACUACGACAAGCUGACCUCGGAGAAGGAGGCCCUGGUCUACUGGAUAUGCCUCUUUGCGUUGAACCAGCACGACGUGGCGGAGGAGGUGGGGGAAAAUCCUCAGCAGGGACCAUUCAACGCAGCACUGGCGCAAGCCACUGGUGGUGCAGUGAUGGUUUUGGAUGAAGAAGUGAAACCGUUCUCACGCAUCUGGUGCCUCUUCGAGGCUUCUCGGUUGAAGGACUUGCAGCGUCCCUUUGAACUGAUUUGCAGUGAGGGUUCCUUGUCUCAGCCAGAGAACGGUGGACACAAGGCUGUGAGCACGAAGAUGCUCGAAACCACAUGCCAGGCCUUGUGGAACGUGUCCACUGCCAAGGCUCAAAGCUCAAUAGCUGCGGACAAAUAUCAGAUUUGGCAAGAAACGGCUGACGAAGCCAUCAGAGGUGUGAUACAGGGAGUGGGUGCCGAACGCUUCUUCACAAAUGAGAUAGAUGUCCAUGGGGCCGAUGCGUUGGCAGAGGUCUUCGGCGACUUUGAUCGCUACAUGAAGUCUCUACUCUCCACCACGGUGCUGAAGGUCCUGAUGGCUAGGGCCGACUUUGCUUCGGCGGCCACGUGCUGCCUUCAAGGCGCAGAUGUUAGUUCUGAGCAGCUGGCAGAGAUUUGCAGCAGUUUUGCUGCAGAAACUGAGAGAGAAGACUGGUUGAACAGCAUGCUGCUGCAGGCAUCGAAUCCAUCCAUGGUCAAGCUGCUUUUGGAGCAGGGUGCUGACGCGAGGGCAGCCAGGCACGAUGGUGCCACAGCAUUGAUGUUUGCUGCUCAAGGUGGCCAUGUGGCCGUGGCCCAGCUGUUGCUACAGCACGGUGCCGAUGAUGGUGAAACAGCAUUGGUGUCGGCUGCUCUAGGUGGCCAUGAGGCCGUGGCCCAGCUGUUGCUACAGCACGGUGCCGAUGUGGCGGCAGCAAGCAACGGUGGUGUCACAGCAUUGAUGUAUGCUGCUCAAGGUGGCCAUGAGGCCGUGGCCCAGCUGUUGCUACAGCACGGUGCCGAUGCGGCGGCAGCAAGCAACGGUGGUGUCACAGCAUUGAUGUUGGCUGCUCUAGGUGGCCAUGAGGCCGUGGCCCAGCUGCUGCUACAGCACGGUGCCGAUGUGAGGGCAGCACAGGACGAUGGUGGCACAGCAUUGAUGUGUGCUGCUCUAGGUGGCCAUGAGGCCGUGGCCCAGCUGCUGCUACAGCACUGUGCCGAUGUGGCGGCAGCAAGCAACGAUGGUUUCACAGCAUUGAUGUGUGCUGCUCGGCGUGGUCAUGAGGCCGUGGCCCAGCUGUUGCUACAGCACGGUGCCGAUGUGGCGGCAGCAAGCAACGAUGGUUCCAUAGCCCUGAUGUUGGCUGCUCAAGGUGGCCAUGAGGCCGUGGCCCAGCUGUUGCUACAGCACGGUGCCGAUGUGGCGGCAGCAAGCAACGAUGGUUCCACAGCAUUGAUGUUGGCAGCUCGAGGUGGUCAUGAGGCCGUGGCCCAGCUGUUGCUACAGCAUAUCACAGUUUUGAUAUUGGCUGCUGCUACAGCACUCCGUGGCUAGGCUCCUCAGGGAGUUUCAGCGUUGGCUUUUUGGAUAGCCGCUGCGGCCAUCCAAUUCAUCCAUAUCGUAGAG